Molecule: messenger RNA, 1296 nt
Organism: Symbiodinium natans
Lineage: Eukaryota; Dinophyceae; Suessiales; Symbiodiniaceae
Source: the annotation of a GenBank genome assembly
GUGAACAGCGAGUUCGUGAGAUCGAAGACGCCCGAGCUCCACGCCCGGAGCGGAGGAUGCAGAGGGAAACUCUCGAAGAUCCUCCAAAGCACGCAGCUCAUGAACGUCAUGGCCCUGGUCAUCCUCGUGGAUGCAUGCGUGACGGUUGUAGACGUCGACUCGCGCGCAAAUGGCAGCUCGGCGCCGCGCGCCGUGCUGCUCCUAUCCGACCUCUGCCUCUGCAUGUACACGGCCGAGCUUCUGGCCAUGAUCUACGUCGGUGGACCGCGUAUCUUUCUGAGUUGGAGCCCAUUGCUGGACUUGAUCAUCGUGAUGUGCGGCUAUGCCGAGAUCUUGAUGUCGCAGAUGCUACCUCCCGAAGAGGUUGGCAAGAUGAGUCUCCUGCGUGCCCUGCGCUUGGUGCGCAUCAGUAGGUUGAUGCGUUUGUUGCGGAAGAGCCGAUCCUUGAAAGAGCUACAGAAGCUGGCGAUUAUGAUGUCGACCUGCUUCAAGGCUCUUCUCUGGUCCUUCCUCCUCUGCUUCGUGGUCAUGACUCUUUGGGCUAUGUUGAUGGUUGAAAUGUUACACCCGCUGAUCCACUCAAACCCGGAUUUUGCGGGCUGUGGCGACUUGUGCUUCGACGCCACGUCUUCGGUCAUGCGGGCAAAUUUGCUGCUUUUCCAGACCGUGAUCGCUGGCGACAGUUGGGGCACCAUUGCGGUUCCCUUGAUAUUGAAACACCCAGAGACCUCCAUCAUUUUCAUGGGCUCCCUCCUCACCUUGGUCUUUGGCGUCCUUAACCUCAUCGUGGCCGUGGUGAUUGACAUGUUCGCGGAAGCCAGGGAGCGUGACAUGGUCAAUCUGGCAGAGGAGCUGGAGUACGAGCUCGAGGACGACAAGAAGUACCUGCAGAGGCUUUUCGACAGAAUGGACUCCAACAACGACGGCGAGCUCGCUUUCGAGGAGCUCAUUGCGGGCGCGUCUAAAGACCCCGAAUUCAUGAGCCGUCUUCGGGUCAUGGACAUCGACCAGGCUGACCUGCAGAUGCUUUUCGACAUGGUCGACAUCAAUGGGGACGGAAUGAUCCAGCCCUCGGAGUUCAUCGGGCCCCUGAGCCGCUGGGCCAGGGACUCUAAAACCGCGCCGCGGUUCGUGAAGUAUAACCUCAUGAAGAUGCAGGCGCAGCAAGAGGAGCUCUUUUAUAUGGCCGACUUCUACCUUCGAAGUCUUUCGGACCGCGUCGACUCCCUGGCUGCUUGGCAGCCCCGUGGUACCCUUGUCCCUCUUUGGGUUGGUUCAGGUUUGACCCCUCUCUAA